UCUUCUGCUAUAUCGGAGUUAUCCUUAAGUCUCUGGGGUCUUUUCAGUUGGAACUGUUGCCAUGGAGACUUCCUGAGAUGCUGCCAAUUUACCUUCCAGAUAGAGAGGGCUGGGCAUGGCUGCAGGGUGUGAAUCAAGCCAGACGCUGCCCCGGGAGGCUGGGCCAGUCAUGGAGGGGGAGUCGCGUGUGCCCACUGCCCGUGAUAUGGUGGAGGCCGACCGCUUCGCCUGUGCUGCCCUCUGUGGCAUCUCUCUGUCCCAACUAUUUCCAGAACCUGAGGAAAGCUCUUUCUGCACGCAGUUUGUAGCGGGCCUGGUGAAGUGGCUGGACUUGUCUGAAGCUGUCUUGCCGACCAUGACUGCCUUUGCCAGCGGCCUCGGAGGAGAAGGAGCAGAUGUGUUUGCUCAGAUUUUAUUGAAGGACCCCAUCUUGAAGGAAGACCCCAUGGUGAUCACCCAGGACCUUCUGAGCUUCUCUCUCAAGGAUGGGCACUAUGACGCACGGGCCCGCGUCCUCAUCUGCCACGUGAGCACCCUCCUCCACGUGCCCCUGGGGGAGCUGGACCUGCUGGAGGAAACGUUCCUUGAGAGCCUGAAGGAGACCAAAGAGGAAGAAUCUGAGAUGGACCCCUUGGCAUCCCGGAAGAAGAAAGAAACCCGCCGGAAAUGGAAGCGUUAUCUCCUGAUAGGCCUGGCGACUGUCGGAGGCGGGACAGUGAUCGGUGUCACCGGAGGUCUGGCCGCCCCUCUGGUUGCAGCCGGAGCCGCGACCAUCAUUGGCAGUGCCGGGGCGGCGGCUCUGGGCUCAGCGGCCGGCAUAGCCGUCAUGACCUCGCUGUUCGGCGCGGCGGGAGCCGGCCUGACAGGAUAUAAGAUGAAGAAGCGUGUGGGGGCCAUCGAAGAGUUCACCUUUCUGCCCCUGGCAGAAGGCAGGCAGCUGCACAUCACCAUCGCCAUCACGGGCUGGCUGGCGUCCGGCAGAUACCGCACCUUCAGCGCCCCGUGGGCCGCCCUGGCCCGCAGCCGUGAGCAGUACUGCCUGGCUUGGGAGGCCAAGUACCUGAUGGAGCUCGGCAACAGCCUGGAGACCAUCCUGAGUGGCCUUGCCAACAUGGUAGCCCAGGAGGCCCUGAAGUACACGGUGUUGUCUGGCAUCGUGGCCGCCCUGACCUGGCCGGCUUCGCUCCUCACUGUCGCCAACGUCAUUGACAACCCCUGGAGCGUGUGUCUCCACCGGUCAGCAGAGGUCGGCAAGCACCUGGCACACGUCCUGCUCUCCCGGCAGCAGGGUCGGCGACCCGUGUCCUUGAUUGGCUUCAGCCUGGGAGCCAGAGUCAUCUACUUCUGUCUGCAAGAAAUGGCUCAGGAGAAGGAUUGCCAAGGCAUCAUCGAGGACGUGUUCCUGCUGGGCGCGCCCGUGGAGGGGGACGGCAAGUACUGGGAGCCUUUCCGGAAGGUGGUGUCUGGGAGGAUCAUCAACGGCUACAGCAGGGGCGACUGGCUGCUGAGCUUCGUGUACCGCACGUCCUCCGUGCAGCUGCGUGUGGCCGGCCUGCAGCCCGUGAUGCUGCAGGACAGGAGGGUGGAGAAUGUGGACCUGUCCUCCAUCGUCAGUGGCCACUUAGACUAUGCCAAGCAGAUGGAUGUCAUCCUGAAGGCAGUCGGCAUCCGCACCAAGCCAGGCUGGGACGAGAAGGGGCUCUCACUGGCCCCCAGCAGCCUGCCCAAAGAGGAGCCGCACCAAACAGCAGCCACCGCCUCAUCAAAUAACAUCAGCCGCCAGGAGGGGCAAACGCUGGAUCCCGCACCUGGAGAUGCUCCCCCAGUGGGUACACCCACCGAACCCAGCCAAGCUCAGGUGCCAGCGGGGCUGGGCCAAGCUGGAGGGGUUCCUGCCGCUCCCAGCCCCAGCGAGAGCCCACAGGUCUGCAGCCACGGCAUAGGCACCAACCCCCUGGGCUGCCCCGACUGUGCCAGCCAGACCCACGGGCCCAGCACAGGGCAGGAUUGACCCCAGAGGGGAGCUGAACCAU
Condylura cristata (star-nosed mole) is the source of this 2033-nucleotide messenger RNA. RefSeq names its product transmembrane and coiled-coil domains 4 (gene TMCO4). The record is from RefSeq and is a predicted model, not a curated record. Bases 116 to 2011 code for a protein of 631 amino acids. The transcript has 15 exons. NCBI's taxonomy places the organism in Eukaryota, Metazoa, Chordata, Mammalia, Eulipotyphla, Talpidae.